GGAUGAUAGGAAAGAUAACGUUGCCUCGAGCUAUAUCGAUCGCAUUCCUCUUCACGAAACAAACACCACUCCACUCCUUGAACUCCAGUCUUCAUCAUGUCCGUCGAAAAGAUCAACUCCACUGAAGUCGGGCAGCACAAGCACAUCUUGUCCCAUGCGACGAAGGUCCCCGGCUUGAUUUUCCUCUCCGGUCAGACUCCCGUGAAGGAUGGAAAGCUAGUUGAAGGAGGUAUCAAGGAGCACACAGCCCAAUGCAUCGCGAAUCUCGGAGAGGUUCUUAAGGCUGCGGGAUCGUCGUGGGAGAAGGUUCUUAAAGUCAACGUGUACCUCAAGGACAUGGAUAACUUCUCGGCAAUGAAUGAGGUGUACGAGCAGCUUUUGCCCACACCCAAGCCGGCCAGGACGUGUAUUCAAGCCGCUAAGCUUCCGGGAGAUGUCGACGUCGAGAUUGAGGCGAUUGCGAGCACUUGAGUAUGUGUGAGGGUAAAGUGAAAGAAAAGAUUGUUGUACGAAGACGUUGUUGAAGAAGAAAAGGAAUAUCCCGCUUGCGACAGGGGUUGUGGCGCAACGGCCAUCACAUUUUGCAACAAAACCGGCACUGGCCAUCCUAUAGUGCCUUCAUGAUGCUAGCGCUGUACUCCAGAGAGUCGUCGCUUUCCUACUCGUAAACGCAGAAUGUGAGCAGAAAAAAAUGUAUUUUGUCUGCCACUCCCAACGGAUCUCCGAUCCGAACAUCCGCGCUCGUUUCAUCAUCGAAAUAGAUAAGAUAAUGUGCCACUUGACCAUGUACUCAACACACGCCGC
Molecule: messenger RNA, 804 nt
Organism: Stereum hirsutum FP-91666 SS1
Lineage: Eukaryota; Fungi; Basidiomycota; Agaricomycetes; Russulales; Stereaceae
Product: Endoribonuclease L-PSP
Exons: 4
Coding region: 97-471 (124 amino acids)
Cellular component (GO): cytosol; mitochondrion
Molecular function (GO): deaminase activity
Source: RefSeq, a predicted model, not a curated record